Molecule: messenger RNA, 2792 nt
Organism: Camelina sativa (false flax)
Lineage: Eukaryota; Viridiplantae; Streptophyta; Magnoliopsida; Brassicales; Brassicaceae
Source: RefSeq, a predicted model, not a curated record
CGACUCCAUGCCACUACAGUAAACUAGAUAUUAUUACACUUCGUUGCCACUGCUGGAUUCUCCAAUUAAACAAAGGUGUUCGGAGAAACCAAAUCAACCUGAAAUUCCGAUGAACCGGAAAAAAACUCGACGACACCGUCUUCCCUCGAGAUCGACGGCUAAUAAACAAGGAGACAACGACAAUUCCACACAGUCAGAAGUUCCGAUUCGUGCAGCAAUGAACCAAAUCGAAGAUCCUCCAAACCCUAAUCUACCGGAACGUCUCUUACCCGUCGAUAGCUACUCAGACGGAGCACGUCUUAACAUAUACUCGAGACCAGAGUACCUCGGUACAAUCGCUACACUUCUCAAAGGAUCUAAAGAAUGGGAACAAAUCAAGAAUUCACAAUUCGGUAAACUCUUCCAACUCCCUGUAGCUCGAUGCUCACAUUCAGGUAAACUGUUACACGGUUUGCUCUCCCGACAGCUCGUAACAGAAAAGAAACACGAGAUAUGGUUCGUGUUCGGUGGUCACCCAAUGCGUUUCUCUAUAAGAGAGUUUCACAUUGUGACUGGUCUUCGUUGCAGUGAGUUACCAACACAAGAUGAGGUAGACAAGCAUAAGGAUCGGUACUUGUCUGUGUGGCAUAGGCUGUUUGGAAAUAAAACCAUGGUUACGGUCGCAGAUGUGUUGGAUAUGUUGUUACAAAACGAUAAAACGACAGAUAAGAAGAAGCAGUUUUCGUCUUGGAAAAAGCUUUGUCUUGCUCUCAUUGCGAUUGUGGAUGGUGUUGUUGUAUGCCAUGACCAAAGCUUUGUUAGUUCUGAGUUUGUGGAGAUGUUGAAUGAUGUUGACUACUUUUUGGAUUACCCCUGGGGGAGGUUAGCUUUUACCGCGACCAUUCGUCGUUUCGGGCCGCCUAAGGAUGCGACUAAUCCGAUUGGGAAGCUUAAGAAGCGUCUGAAACAGAAGACGAGUGCAUGUUACGGUUUUCCUCUAGCGUUACAGUUACAAGCUCUUGAAUCCAUUCCGGUUAUAUUGGAGAGGAUUAAAGAUCCGUUGGAUCUUCGUAACUUCACUGAGAGGUCAGCUGAAGGGUUGUCAUUCGCAGUUUUGCUUCAUGAGACUAAAUUACACAACGCUGAGGUUGAUGACAAGCUUCUGGUUGCACAUACAUUGGAUCCUAAGGGAAUAAUUAACGAAACAGAGUUGGUUUGGGAAACAGAGGUUUCUGAUCCUAAGGUGGAUUUCAUGUUGAAACUGAUCAACGAGGGACAUGUUUUCAAACCGUUUGAAUGGCCAGUCUUGAAAGCAGCAAAUCAAGAGGUUAAUAUUCAAGAAAAGCGUAUUCUAGAUAAGGCGAAGCCUAAACAUUUUACUAGGUGUUCUAUGAAGGAGAAGGAAGUUUUCAAGCCUCCUACUAACAUCCACAAACAUACUUCUCAGAAAAAACCAACGGCCAAAGUUCAUGUUGGUGGAGAAAGUAACGACCCCGGGUACGUCACGCUUGCUCACUUGGAUGACAUGAAGGAGUGGAUACUGAAACAGAAUGAAGACCUUAGAAACAAGAUUAGGGAGGACGUUACAGAACUUGUUGGUUCCAAAUCACAUUCUCAAGAUGACACACCUGAAGGAGGAGCAUCUAAUCUUCGCCGAUCAAACGGGCUUAACACCAACUGUUUGGAAAUGAUGGCUAACACUGAUGCAACCCCUACAGAAACUCGAAAACGCAAACGGGUAGAGGUUCACUCUAUAUCAACUAGAAGUGAGUCAGCUUGUGACAUUGAAGGUGGAAAGGAUGUUCAGUGUCUAGGGACACAGGCUAGGGAAGGUGGAGAGGGUGUUCAGAGUCUAUGGAAUGAAGACGGAAAUGCGCAAAGCUCUGGUACAUUUGAUCAGUAUGAUGAUUAUGGAGAUGCUCUAAAGAUCACUCAGGAAGAUGAUUUGAUGCAGGAAAUUAACGACUCUGGUCACUGUCCAAAUUGUGUGAAGACGAAAGAAUCAAUGAUGAGAGAGAUAGAAAAUCUUAAACUGAGUCUUCAAUUGUACCAAGGACAUAGCCUGAAUCAUUUAAACUACGACGAGCUCCUUCGUUUCGAGAUCCAACUUGAAUCUUCUCUGCAUAAUGCUCGUAAGUUUGAGUUCAUGCGGCAGCAGCAACAAACAGACAAGUAUAAGGGAAAGGGAAAGGAAAUACUCAUGGAUGAAGGAAGCACACAGUUAUCCAAUCCGGUACGUGCCUUGGAGUGUCAAAGGCAAGAAGAUGAUGACAUCAUGCACCGGCAAGUGAAGAAGGAGUUCCCUUCUUGCGGUGAGGAAGCCACCGGCGUUCGUCACCUCCCCCAGCUGCCACAAGACUGGGCUCAAACUAAGGCCGGGCAUUGGGCGUGUUCGUUUCGUUGAUGCAGGCGGCUGCGGCAGCGACUGCGGCAAACGCAAUCUUUUUGAUCGCCGCAACUAAUCGACAUCCAAAAUUAGAAUCAGCGUUCCCCGUAGCGUCUUGCCGCAAGCACCUGCGGCAACCAAACGAACAACAAUACAUGCGGUGACGAAACGAACAGGCUCAUUGUCUCGUUAAUAAUCAGAUAAUAACAGACAGCUAGUUAAUAUAUCCGGUUAUUGUCUUUGCUGACUUCUAAUGGACAUUGACCAUGCUUUGAGGUUCAACAACAAAAAAAACUCUUAUCCUCAUGAAGUUGUAGCAUCACAACUUGGUAAUUAGUAGUAGCUGUUUCUUUUUGAUUUUUCUUCUCCAUUUGCUUAACAAUAUUUGUGUCAAUUAAAUUUAGAAACAGAAGCUCAUUUGCCUCGA